AUGAAUUCCCCGUCGACCGAAGAGCAGCGACCGCGACGACAGCUCAUCACGUCCAUCGUUCAGCCUGCAGUUGCACCCAUUCAGCAAACGCCUCCUCAGCAAGUACCUGCGCGACGAGCUGCACCGCCCGCCUCCGAUAUCAAGAUUCAGUUCCUAGCCUUUUACCUCCAAGGUUGCAGGACACCCCAACAAACGUCGGAAAAGUUCACUCGCGGGCUCCAGAUGGUAACAGAUAGCACGGCGGAAAUGGCAUCUGUUCUUUCAUACAUGACCAAGAACUGCUGGGACCGCGGAGUGCUUUAUCAGGAAGCUGUGAGGGAAACAGCACGGGUCCAGAGCGGCUACUGGGAUGGCUAUUUCAGGAUGGUUGCGGCCGACACUCAGUGGUUGACCAACAACUGGGGUGGUCCAAACUGGCUUCCUGCGGAUAUUCGGGCAGAGCUUGAAAAGGCGUUUGGUACUCCAGUGCCCUCGUCUUACGUGAGAAGCUUGGUUUCAAUCACGCAGGCUGCACAGACCAAAGGGAUCGGCCUUGACUCUCUCUGGGCUGAAGACGGCGCCCUCAGAACAGCAGUGGGCGAUGGCGGUCGGCCAUGUCUCUCCAGCUCACUGGAGCAGAACAUCAUCGACCAGAUCAAUAACGAGGCAUCUAGCAUAAUCUCAGAAGCUUCUCAUCAAGGACGACAAACCUCGACUGCUGUUCGUCUCGACAGUGGAAGCGAAAAGCCCAACGACAUCAAGGUUGAGAUGAGCGAACCAAACAAGCCUGCACCCAUUCAAACAGAUCCUAGCCAUGAAGAUCCUACCUCAAAUGACAACGAUAAUCUUCCAGCAACCGUGGAUGUGCCUACCGCUCACGACCAUGUAGCACAGACGCAGUCCCAGCCCACAAACGACGGAGCGCAAUCCGCUCCUCCAGUGACCAGAAAGCGGACUUUCGAGCAGAUGAACAGCACAGCGAACUCGAUGUAUGACAAGUACAAGACACUCAUGACGACCUUCAAAGCAGAAGGAAUUGCUCAGCUUCGAGCGGAAGCAAUCGAGAAGCUAGAACGAGCGGAAUCCGAAAAAGCGGCCACAGACCACGCACUGGUAACCCUGAGAGCGAGAGAAGACCAACUCCAACAAUUCCGCGACCACAGCAAGCGAUUGAUCCAUACCACGAGCAGUGGACUGCGAGAACAGGCCAAUCAUGAUGUCAUGGCCGGGGCGCUGGCGAACAUGGGAGAAGUGUACUUCAACGGCGUGAACAGACUACUCGAUUCUUUCCUCCCGAUGUCUUCUGGCUCUUUGGAUGGAGGUACGAUCGAAGACCUGCAGGCACGACAGACCGAAGCGGUCGACAAGGUCGACAAAGCAAAGAAGCGCAUCCGGGUGCUGGAUCACAUGGAAAAGGCACGAGCGGUACAUGAGAACUACACCGAGAUGAUGGAAUUGCGACAAACCAUGCGUACCUUCUGGAUGCAGACAGGUGAGCGCGUCAAGGGUUUGGAGAUGGCGUGCGUCGCUGCGUUCAGUCAUGCCGAGGAGGAAGACUAG
Fusarium proliferatum ET1 is the source of this 1539-nucleotide messenger RNA. RefSeq lists its product as uncharacterized. Bases 1 to 1539 code for a protein of 512 amino acids. The record is from RefSeq and is a predicted model, not a curated record. The transcript has 2 exons. NCBI's taxonomy places the organism in Eukaryota, Fungi, Ascomycota, Sordariomycetes, Hypocreales, Nectriaceae.